AUGCCUAGUUCAUGCAGAGAUAUCCGUGAUGCGAUAGCGACUUGCCUCUUCGAAUCAGAGUGCGUCAAAGCAGGCCACCCAGGCAACGAGUGCCUCUCGAAUCCAGAACUUCGCGCACAAGUACCCGAGCAAUGUCUUCUGCUGCUCAAGAACUUCUAUGAUUGCAAACGCGGGUUACUAGACAUGCGCAAGCGCUUUAGAGGGAACGCACCCAUUUCACAACGGCCGCCGACUGUGGUUGAGGACCUGAAUGACGCUACUGGAUCUGGCGCAGAAGCGCAAGAUGUCCCCGUUGAUCCGGCACUAGCACAGCUGAAUCCUGCGACGCUUCCCACAGUGGGGCAAGGGUCCGAUCUAGAUGAUGAGAACGAUCUUGAAGAUGUUGCUGGAGAUGGAGACAAUGCAUUGCAUGACGCAGAGAAGAAUCACGAUGGUUUCUAUGAUGUGGAUGCAGCAGAAGAGUUUCUCGUGACGCUGGAUCUCGGUGCUACUCCUGUAGAUCUCUCGAGAGACUACAAACUGCUUGGGCUUGAUACAGAAACCCCGUUUCUCUUGGUGGAUGGACAAGUGUUUACUGGGUACUGGUCAACAAGUCUCGGGACAGAGAUGGUCUUUGAUCGUGUGUCUGGAGAACAUCAAUGUAACGUGGUCAAACGCAUCGUCUUUCGGCCUGCAAAACUCCGAAAGGCAGCUGAGGAGGCAGAGAAUGGUGGCAAGUCACUGCGCACACAAAUGUUGAGACGUGCACCGGAUGGGACAGUCGAUACGCUGGAGAACUUGAGGAAGCAGAAAGAGAUUGAUGCUGUCACUGGAAAGAGGCCCGUUUACACACAGCAAAAGCAAGAAGCUGGGGCCAGUCCUGAGCGAGUGCCUGCAGCCGUUGAGAAGAGUGCGACCCAAGAAAAUGGUACAACUCCACGAGCAGCCCAGGAUCAGGAUGAUGAUGUUGAGAUGGCCGAUGCCGAGUAG
Messenger RNA from Protomyces lactucae-debilis, 969 nucleotides. Its product is annotated as cytochrome c oxidase assembly protein PET191-domain-containing protein. Gene Ontology annotation, biological process: mitochondrial respiratory chain complex IV assembly. Bases 1 to 969 code for a protein of 322 amino acids. Lineage: Eukaryota; Fungi; Ascomycota; Taphrinomycetes; Taphrinales; Protomycetaceae. The record is from RefSeq and is a predicted model, not a curated record. Gene Ontology annotation, cellular component: mitochondrion. The transcript has 4 exons.